AUGAACGGAACAAACGUUUCGUUGUCUAACCAGUCAUCGACAUGGACCGGUGCUACAUUUAUGAAUUAUUUGCAACUGUUCUACAUUCCUUUUCUCGCUGUACUCGGGAUUUGUGGAAAUAUCAUUUGUGCCAUCGUCUUCACUACCAAAUCGCUAAGACGCCUUCGUUCAUCAUCGUUCCUAUUUCUCCUAGCAGUCGGUGAUGUUUUCUUUCUUAUCGAUCUCAUACCCGGUUGGAUCAAUACCAGUUUCUUUCGUUCUUUAUAUCAUGGCACAAUUGUCAUCUGUAAAAUUCAAACGUACGUGUCCUUCGUAGCGUCAUUUGUUCACAUCUGGAUGGUGCUAGCUUUCACGGCUGAACGUUUUCUUGCUGUGAACUUUCCCUUGCGACAUAUGUCUCAAUGCACACCGCGAUUUUCGCGAACGAUUAUUUUAAUUAUCAUCUGUCCGGCAUUGGUAUUCUACAUUUAUCCAUCGUUUUUCGCUUCUGAAGUCGAUAAAUAUGGGCAAUGUCGAGAGAAGGAAAGUCACCUUCGUUAUUUGACGCACGUGAACACCAUCGAUACGAUCAUGACGAUGUUUCUACCGUUCAUUGUUGUUUCGAUUUUAAACGUUCUAAUCAUUCGUAGAUUGUUCUGCUCAGACACCUUUCGAAAACAUGUCUUCGACAAUGGAUCGAGUUACCAAUGUCGACGUACGUCAAGUUGGACGUCAACACCGACGUUCGCCUCAACUCGAUCAGAAAAGUCUCCAGUAGUUCCUCGGAAAAAACAACAACGGCAAGAUUCAACUCGACGACAUGUUUUAAAUGAAUUACGGCUCACUAAAAUGCUGUUAGCUAUAUCAUUAACAUGUCUUUCGCUUAAUUUUCCAUCGUAUUACUUACGAUUGAUUGUUUUCUAUGAACAAACAAAUGGCAACUCGACAAUUGAUGAGCGCUAUUCAAGCUUUGCACUCUAUCGAGAUAUUUUGCUGCAUAAUCUAUCGUAUUUAAGUUAUUCAGUAAACAUUGUUAUUUAUAUUCUCUUUGGAGCAAAUUUCCGUCGGGCAUUAAAACGCGCUUUUGUGCCAAACAAAAGAGUUAAUUCAAAAUUAUUAAAGUUAAAGGCAAUCAGUAAUGAUAACGACACAUGGUCCCUUGAUUAUUCUAUAGCGGAAACAACAACAUCGUUUAUUAGUUCUCUGCGUAGUCGUUCCAAAUCUCCUAAACUUCGCGAACAACCUACUCUACAUCGAGAACUGACGAAAAAACUAAGCGAACGCAAAUCAUGA
This is a messenger RNA of Adineta ricciae, 1272 nucleotides long. The record is from the annotation of a GenBank genome assembly. NCBI's taxonomy places the organism in Eukaryota, Metazoa, Rotifera, Eurotatoria, Adinetida, Adinetidae.